AUGGAAUGGGGACUGGAGUGGUUCGACUCUUUGCGCUCCGGGGUAACACUGGUCUGGUCUGGGUGCGACAGGGACCGGAGGGACAAACCGGGUGGAGGAGUACUCGUACAACCGUCUCGCUCUAUCCACGUGCGAGCUUCGUUUAGCAAUAUCCUCCCGUCUGAUUCCAAAUAUUCCCUUGCCGUGUCCGUCUGCCCAUUCAAGGAGCUCAUCCUCAAGCGUCGUUCCAAAGAUUCCAAAACUAACUUUUCCAUCCGGAGUGCCCGACAGAUACUCAAGUCCUGA
Molecule: messenger RNA, 285 nt
Organism: Serpula lacrymans var. lacrymans S7.9
Lineage: Eukaryota; Fungi; Basidiomycota; Agaricomycetes; Boletales; Serpulaceae
Exons: 2
Coding region: 1-285 (94 amino acids)
Source: RefSeq, a predicted model, not a curated record